AAUAUUACACAUACAGCGUAAGCAUAUAUUCCAUUGUGUUCUCACUGAAACUUUGUUAUCACCAUCGCGCCAGAGAGCGAAGCAAAUAUUAUCUCAUUAAAUGUCUGAUCGAAGUCGAUGACGAUCUACUUGUGACAGAGACACAGACCGUCAAUGACAAAUAAUAUAACAACUACGCAGUAAUUCUGAAUAGCACAUAAUCUUAAAGUCGGCGACGCAGCUUAAACGUUGUUGGGCGUUGCGUUGUGCAAUUAGAUCUUCCGUGGAUUCUUAAUUCCGGGUUAAUCGCGCAAUAAGUUAUUAAAAAUAUCACGUUGUAACAGUAGGAAUAGGACUGAUAUUCUCUAGAUUCACGCGCGCGCGAAUGUGUGACCGGGCGCUUAUGCAUGUGUGUGUGUGUGUAUUACAUGUGUCAAUUUUUAUCUAUCUCACUGUCAAGUAUACACAGAGAAAGGAGUAGCCAACGCAACUGAAAUAUAGCCGUGGCAGCUAAUGUGUGCCUUUAAAAUAGGGACAGUUAAUAUCGUUACUGCCUAAAGUUAAAUUUAUUAGUUGUUAAAAUUCAGGCGAUACAACAAAAAAUAUUUAUUGCUAGAAUGAAAUGACGUUUAUGACGAUGUAUAAAUGAUGAUUUUAUUGAGGAACAUCCAGCAAAAUUUUUAAAUUUUUUGGCAAAAUUAUUUUUUCCGUAUGCCACUUUCUUAGCUAUACUCCUACUAAAGUACGCUUUCUUAUUUUAGCUUAUAAAAUUGUAUCUUGCAACAAAAAUAUGUUUUAUCUUUCAUAGCUAACUUUCAACAAUGACAGCAAAGUUCGAAAUAGCUACUGAUAUUUAGCUGAUAAUGCUAAGUCAUUUUUUUUGCGUGUGUGACAGAGACAGAGACCGCUAAUGACAAGUAAUAUAUAUAACAACUACGCAGUAAUUCCGAAUAGCGCAUAGUCUUAAGUCGACGACGCAGCGUAAACAUUAUUGGGCGUUGCGUUAUGUAAUAAAAUCUCUCGUGGAUUUUUAAUUCCGGAUUAUAAUCGCGCAAUAAGUUAUUUAAAAUAUCACGUUGUGACAGUAUCAGCAGGAAUAGGACUGAUAUUCUUUAGAUUCACGCGCGCGCGAAUGUGCGACCGGGCGCGUAUGUGUGUGUGUAUGCGUGCAUUACAUACGUCAAUUUUUAUCUAUCUCACUGUCAUGUAUAUGUUAUAAUAUACACAUAUAAAGUGAUAUCUCUGCAUGAGCUUCGUAUAAGCGAAGGAAAUUGAUUAAAGGUUUGAUUUCUGAAAAUCGAUUGACCAAAUCUGUUCUCUGACAGAUUAUCAUGACUAAUCACGCUUCAUUAUUCUUACCUGUACUAAUUAUUUCUGUCGCUUUAAAUCUAACGUUUGCGUAUGAUGGCACGAAUAAAAAUGAAAAUUUGACCGACGUUUCCGCGCGGUAUCGCCUACCCAAAAAAAUCAUUCCUAUAUUUUACAAUCUAUCGAUCUACACACACCCGAUCGAUGCGGAUUACGACGGUCACGUACGGAUCAUCCUGCAAGUGCUCGAAAAAACAGAUUUCAUCGUAUUGCACACGGACGCAUUAAAGAUACAGACAAAUGCAUCUUUAUCGGAUAAAUCGGGUCGAUUGACUCGGAUUUUGCGUUACACCCACGACGAAGAAACACAAAUGCUUACGAUUAAACUCGAGCGCGCACUUGAUCCUGCAAAGUACACAUUAGAAGUAUCCUUUAAAGGACACAUCGCAAAUGACGUAUUCGGCUUUUACGCAAGUCUGUACGAAGUUGACGGAAAACUGAGACGCAUUAGCGUAACUCAAUUUUCGCCUACGUACGCGCGUCGCGCGUUUCCUUGUAUGGACGAGCCGUAUUUAAAAGCGAAAUUCCAAUUGCAUAUUGGCCACCAUAAGGAUCAAAAGGCGACGAGUAAUACUCCAGUGCAAUCUGUACGAAUAGAAAAUGAUAUCUACUGUGUGACCACAUUCCGCCGCACGCCGCGAAUGCCCACAUAUUUGGUCGGAUGGACGGUGCACAACUUUGUCCCGGAACGAUCAAGAAUUUCGGAGGACUUCAAGAUGUGGACGAGAGACUCCAUGAAGUUUCGCGGAUCGAUGGCCUUGAAUCGCGGUCGGGCAGUCUACUCGGCGCUGCAGACGUGGUUAUUGGUGAAGAGCCCGCUGGUGAAGGUCGAUCAAUUCGCGAUACCGGAUUUCAAUUUCAACGCGAUGGAGAACUGGGGCCUCAUCACUUACAGGGAGUCCGUAGUGUUGCACGAGGAUGGAACCCCGACGAGGAAAACGGUGGACGGACUGUCGACGAUGGCUCACGAGUACACUCACAGUUGGUUCGGCAAUCUGGUGACACCCGUAUUCUGGGACGUCGUUUGGUUGAAGGAAGGCUUCGCCACGUAUUUCCAGUACUUCGGCGUGUCCUUAGCGGAACCGGAGCUGAGAAUGAUGAAUGUAUUUGUAGUAGAUUGCCUGCAGCCGACACUGCUCGCAGAUUCCGACAAUCAUACACGCACAUUGAACGGUCGAGAGGUCGGGAGCCGUGACAGCAUUAUGGCUACGUUGGAUUUUGUCUCUUAUAAAAAAGGUGCAUCCAUAAUUCGUAUGAUCAAUUAUGCCAUCGGCAGCACAGCGUUUCAAUUAGGAUUACAAAAUUAUUUGCGCGAAAUGUCGUAUCAGGCAGCCACUCCAUUCGACUUGUAUCGACAUCUGCAAAUCGCAUCAAAUAGAUCAGGGCAAUUGCACAAGGCUAUAUCUGUAAAAGAUGUCGUAGAAUUCUGGGCAAAUCAGCCAGGGUAUCCCUUAGUGACUAUUACACGAAACUGCAGUUCGAAAGCUCUAUUUGCCUCGCAAGAACGAUUUUAUCUGAACCGUCAAGCAGCGCGAACAGAUCUCGAAAAAUCGGGUUGGUGGAUACCGUUGACCUUCGUCACCGAAGAAUCGAAUUCCACAUUUGAUCGAAUUACUACGGCUGCCUGGUUGAAGCCACAGGCCAAGAGCACGAUAAUCGGUUCCGUCGAGCCGAACUCGUGGGUGAUUUUCAACGUUCAGCAAGUUGGAUAUUAUAGAGUCAAUUAUGACAAGAAUAACUGGAAAAUGCUUAUCCGCCACUUGAAGUUGAAGAAUUUCAAAAAAAUACAUGUGAUAAAUAGGGCUGCGCUUCUAGAUGACGCUUUUAAUUUAGCUAGAGCCGGUUACGUGGAUUAUUCCGUUCCAUUUGAUCUCGCGACAUAUCUCACUCGUGAAACCGAAUACGAGCCGUGGGUCGCCGCGAUAAAUAACUUUAAUUUUCUCAAUCAUAUUUUAGCCUGCUCACCACGAGUACAACGACUCUUUCAGACCUAUGCAAAUGACUUACUUAAACCAAUAUACAGUCUAUUAAGCUUUACGGAAAGUCCCGUGGACAGUUCAAUAACGAAACUACAUCGCGAAUCGAUCCUAUCUACUGCGUGCUCUGUCAAUAAUAUCCACUGCUUAAAGACAUCAAAGACUCUAUUUAAAUCGUGGAUUUUGUCUGAGAAAAGCACAAUACCAGGAAAUUUCAAGAGUUUCGUGUAUUGUGUGGGCAUUCGCGCAGGUGAUGAUAACGAUUGGCAUACAGUUUGGAACAGGUUUCUGCGCACUGACUUACAUGCAGAACAGGAGCUCUUGCUAAGUGCACUCGGAUGUACUAAAACUCCUCGUUUAAUCGACAGAUAUCUCAACACGUCCAUAACGUAUGGACUUGAACUACGCAAACAAUAUAGGAUGACAAUAGUUAAUGCCAUUUUGAACGGCAAUCUCGAAAAUGUUAAUUACGUCAUUGAUUUUAUUCGUAAUAAUUUACGCACAAUUCUUAAAUCAAGAGGAAUAGAUUUCUUAACCAAAAUAUUCACUGCUAUAGGCGACAAAAUCAUUACAAAAACCCAAUUAAACAAGUUUCGCUCAUUUGUUGAUGAUAACAUCGAAGAUCUAGGAUCAGCGUUGAAUUCAGCAAGAAAAGCCGUAAGCGUUUCUACUUCAUCCUUAGAGUGGAUCAAUAAAUUUUUACCUGCAAUCGAAAAAGCAUUGUCACUUAAUUAGUUAUUUAAUAUAUU
Wasmannia auropunctata (little fire ant) is the source of this 4072-nucleotide messenger RNA. RefSeq names its product aminopeptidase N-like. Gene Ontology annotation, molecular function: peptide binding; zinc ion binding; metalloaminopeptidase activity. Gene Ontology annotation, cellular component: cytoplasm. The record is from RefSeq and is a predicted model, not a curated record. The coding region runs from base 1311 to 4058 and encodes 915 amino acids. NCBI's taxonomy places the organism in Eukaryota, Metazoa, Arthropoda, Insecta, Hymenoptera, Formicidae. Gene Ontology annotation, biological process: peptide catabolic process; proteolysis. The transcript has 10 exons.